UAGUCUUACUUUUUAAUACUCUUAAUGAGCUUGUUCCAAUUCACCAACUACUUUAGCUGUGACUUGGUGACGUGCAGCCACCCUCCCCCUCCCUCACCCACCCACCUAUCCACUCAAAGAUUUGGCCGAAGGUGAACGAUCGAGUCUCGAGGAAUGCUUCGCCUGGUCCAGGUUCCCACACGGAUUGGAAAAUAAUAAAGACCGUCGAUCGGCCGCGAUUCUUGCGCCACGAAUCAUUUUACCCGUGAACACGAGACCCCGUGCUGUUUUUUUUAAUGUUUAAAGAAAAAAAAAGGACCUGUUGAAUGUUAACGCCAAUUAACUCGCUGACGAACGUUUUCUCGAAGAAGCCCAGGGACAUGGCUUGUGACCUGCUUCACCACUGAGCCCCCGAGCCUCCUGGACGCUCCCACCAUUUCCUUCUCCAAGCGGAGCAGGUUCCAAAAGACGUUCUCGAAAAUGACGAGCCUCUUCCGGCGAAACAGUAGCAACGGGGGCUCCAAAGGCAGCUCUCCCAACGUGCCCUCCUCCCAGGUGAUGAACAACAGCCGGCCGGCCCGCCAGGUGCGGAGACUGGAAUUCAACCAGGCCAUGGAGGACUUUAAGGUCAUGUUCCCCAACAUGGAUUAUGACGUGAUCGAGUGCGUGCUGAGGGCCAACAAUGGGGCCGUGGACGCCACCAUCGAUCAGUUGUUGCAAAUGAACUUGGACUGCGGCUUCGACAAUGGCUACGAUGACAGCUCGGACUCAGAGGACAGUAUCCCACCAGAGAUUUUGGAGAGGACGCUGGAGCCUGACAGUUCCGACGAGGAGCCCCCCCCUGUGUACUCUCCGCCUUCGUACGACAUGCACAUAUACGACCGUCAGUACCCGCAGGUCGCUCCCUUGCCACCUUGCCGGCUCGACGUACAGACGCCUGGAGUGAGUCAGCCGCAGCGGCGGUAUCGGAACUGGAACCCCCCAUUGCUGGGCAACCUGCCCGACGACUUCCUGCGCAUUUUACCGCAACAGCUUGACACGGUCCAGAACUCACAGAAAAAUGGCCGCCAGUCUCUGCCCGGGGACAGCCAGGCCUCGCGAGGCUCCUCCCUGGAGCAGGAGCGGAAGCUGAAGCAGUACCUGGAGGACGAACGCAUUGCCCUGUUCCUCCAGAACGAGGAGUUCAUGAAGGAGCUCCAGAGGAACCGAGAGUUUCUGCUGGCGUUGGAAAAGGAUCGGCUGAAAUACGAGUCUAAAAAAUCAAAGUCGAGUAACAGUGGGAGCGAGACAUUGCCCUGUGCUGACAGCAGUGUUCCCCCAGUGACCCCAGUGGAUUCCGGUGCCUCUGGAGCGGCUGAAGCGAGCAGUGCGGUGUGUGAUGACGCCUUGUUUAGGGACAAACUGAAGCACAUGGGGAAAUCGACACGCAAGAAACUUUUUGAAUUGGCCAGAGCCUUCUCUGAGAAAACAAAGAUGAGAAAGUUGAAGCGAAAGCACUCCUUAAAACAUCACACUCUCGGGACAGCAGCUUCUACGGCAAACCUUCUGGACGAUGUAGAAGGGAAUUCUUGCGAUGAAGAUCUCCAGUUCAGAAAGCAGCCCCUGCAGGAGGAGGAUGAAGAAUACAAGGACAGCAAGUCAUGAUCCUGAAGCCUUUGGCCCCGGGAAGGAUUGGGAAGUUGAGGGACUCAGUGGAAGGACUAUCACUCUUCACAGAUGAAGAAGACGGCAGUUAACGUGCAUCGCUUCUCUUCGUCUGCUUUCUUAUUAACGUUUCUGUUUCGAUCUCGAACAAGGCACAGCUGAUUGGUGGGAUGGGGUGGGGCAGGGUGUGGGGGAGAGUGGAGGGAGGGAGAAAGGAAUGUCAAACCAUCCAGCUGUGUCUGCCAUUGAAAGUCAAGGGUUUGUGCGCCUUCUUGUUUUUAUCUCUUGUUUCUCUUUAAUUCUCUGUGCAAUUAAAGCACUGGCUAUCCUUCUCCACCCA
This is a messenger RNA of Callorhinchus milii (elephant shark), 1963 nucleotides long. Its product is annotated as CUE domain-containing protein 1. Gene Ontology annotation, molecular function: ubiquitin binding. Bases 460 to 1623 code for a protein of 387 amino acids. NCBI's taxonomy places the organism in Eukaryota, Metazoa, Chordata, Chondrichthyes, Chimaeriformes, Callorhinchidae. The record is from RefSeq and is a predicted model, not a curated record. The transcript is spliced from 11 exons.